GCGCCGCCGGGCCGGGCUGGUGCGCGCGGACGCGGGGGGCGCGAGAGGGGCCGAGGAGCAGGCUGCCGGAGCAGCGGGCGGAGGCGGAGCCGGGCCUGGCUAGCCGGGUAUUGUCUGCAGGGUUUAACCCCUCGCGUGCUGCAGACGGCGCGGGGGGAGCGCCCGGGGGGCUAUGGAGACGCAGGUGGAAUCAAUAUCAUACCCUGGCUUCCCAGUUGAAGGUGGAAGCCAUGACCCCUUUCCUGUGGAGGAGGAUCCUGACAACACAAGGUUUCCUGUGGCUGAACCGCAUUUUUCCUGGAUGGAACCAGGGGAUGAGCUGCAGCUGCCCGACCCAGGAGAGAGGCAAGAGCUGACCGUUGUCAAAGCAGCAGGCUCUGGCUCAUCAAGUGGGGAAGAGGAGGAAGUAGAGGAUGAAGAGGCUUCUUGCCCGGAGAGCUGUGAGUGGUCUUUGGAGAAGAAUGCCGGAUCUGCUGCUUCAAGGGGGCCAGACCCUCGUCGGUUCAGUUGUUCAGAGUGCGGUAAGGGAUUCGCCCAGAGUUCGAACCUGGUGAAACAUCAGCGGAUUCACACGGGGGAGCGCCCGUUCCGGUGCUCCGAAUGUGGCCGUGGGUUCAGCUGGAGCUCCUCGUUAGCAGAACACCUGAAGGCGCACGGGGGACGCCGGCCCCACGCAUGCGGCGAGUGCGGGAAGCGCUUUGCCCGUGGCUCUACGCUGGCUGAACAUCAGCGGGUUCACACAGGAGAGAAGCCCUUCCGGUGCCACCAGUGCGGGGCCCGUUUCUCGCAAAGCUCCACCUUGGCUCACCACUUGCGCACGCACUCGGGCGAACGCCCCCACGCUUGCCCUGACUGCGGGAAAUGCUUUGGGCGCAAAUCCACUCUUGUCACGCACCGGCGGACUCACACUGGCGAGAAACCCUACUGCUGCAAGGAAUGCGGUCGCUGCUUUGGCGUCAGCUCCGACCUCGCGAAGCAUGUGCGCAACCACCGCACUAACGGGAGCAGUUGGGGAAACGCUGUGGCAAAUCUGUGCCCGCCCGUUCCCCUUUCAGGUGCGCCUCCGAGCAUCCGGCAAGUUGCAAAAGCUUCCCCCGAGGACUCAGAUCUAGCUGGGCAAUAUCAUGAUCAGACAAAGGGGGAGGAAAAGAAAACCUGUGUGUGCCCUGAAUGCGGGGAGGGUUUCAGCCAGAGUUCUGCCCUCGCUGCCCAUCAGAGGACCCACAUGACUGAGGUCCCUGAGGACUGCCUUCAGCGUGGAGAAACCUUCCCGGACAAUAGAGAACUGGCGGCCCGUGUGACAAGUCAUCACGUAGAAGAGAAACCCCACAAAUGCCUAGACUGUUAUGCUUGUUUUUCUGAAAGCUCUGCUCUCGAGAUACACCAGCAAAUACACUGUGGAGGGGUAUCCCACUACUGCCACCAAUGUGGAGAGAACUUCCCCAGUAGUUCUGAAUUGGAGCAACACCAAAGCAACCACGGAGGCCAGGAGGAGCCUUUGGAGAACGCGGAGAGUAGGACCAGCUUUACUGAGGCCACUGAUAUGAUUACACACACCCUGCUUGAGGAUUCUCACAACUGCCUCCAGUGUGAAGAAGCAUUUCCUGAGAGCGAAGAACUAGCCCUUCACCAGUUGAGCCCCUGUGACAAGGCAGGCAAGGAAGAGAAACCUUACAAAUGCUCCGUUUGCAGUUCUUGUUUUUCUGAGACCACAGAUCUUGUGAUGCACAAGCUGAGCCACAGGGCGGACAAAAGAUCCCAGCUGCGUGUCGAAACACUCCCUGACAACUCAGAGCUCGCAUCUCGCGCCGCAGAGGCCGCCUUGGACAAGCCGUACGCCUGCACAGCCUGCGGCAAGACCUUUGCCCUCUUUGCUACGCUGGCGGCGCACGAGCGCAUCCACAUGUCGGACGAUGACGCCUACCGCUGCCCGACGUGUGGCGAACACUUUCCCGACAGCGGCAAACUCGGGAGGCACCAAAGACGCCACUUGGGCGAAGAGAGGCCUUUCCGGUGCCCGGCGUGCGGCAAGGGCUUCGUGCUGCUUUCGGGGCUGCGGCAGCAUCGACGGGAUCCUCCAGCCCGGUGCCCUCAGUGCAGGGAGACCUUUGUGUGGCGCUGCAGGCUUACUGAACACCGACGCAUCUGCCACCCAGCAGAGCGCCCUUAUAAGUGCCCGGAGUGCGGCAAGGGCUUCGCCCAGAGCUCGAAGCUCCUGCGGCAUCAGGUGACCCACACAGGCGAGAAACCAUCUGCGCCCCCCCCCGAGUGUGGCAAAAUCUUCAGCCAGAGUUCCAACCUGGCCGAGCACCGGCGCACACAUGCCCCCGGCAAGGCCCACCACUGCGCCAUCUGCGGCAAGGCGUUUGCCCUGGGCUCCUACUUAGCCAAGCACCAGGCCACCCACACGGGCGCCCGCCCUUUCCGAUGCACCGAGUGCGGGAAAGGCUUCCGGCAGAGCUCCAACCUCAUCCAGCACCAGCGAACCCACACGGGCGAGAGACCUUAUGUGUGUGCCUCCUGUGGCAAAUCCUUCACCCAGAACUCGCACCUGGUCAAGCACCGGCGCGUUCACACGGCUGAAAGGCCUUACCGCUGCCCGGUCUGUGGCAAGAGCUUUCGGCAGCGCGGUAACCUGGCUGAACACCAGCACCAACAUGCGGGCACACGCCCAUACGUCUGUGGCGCUUGUGGGAAAUCCUUCCGGUGGAGUUCGGCUUUCUCCAAACACCAGCGCACCCACCUGACUUCCUGACAUGUGGUUUCUGAACUCUGACCCUGGGUGGGUGGGAGUUAGGGAGGAAAACAGGACGUUCUGCCUCCUGAGUUUGGCCUUUUUCAAACACCAAAAACUUUGCUUCCUCUGUCCUGAUUGCGUGUGGCCAAAUAAGAAAUCCUUCUUGUGGAGUCUGACCACGUUUGAGUACCAGCUGAUCCGUCUCUGCCUUAUCCCUGACCACAAUCCGAAGAGAAAAGGCCUUCCAGUGAAACUCUGUUUUUUAAGCAUCUGUCAAAUGGUAUCCAGUCAAAAUGGUCACUUCCUAGCCCUAAAUCUGAUGCUUCAACCUAAUCUUGCACAUAAACCCUGAGACCUGCUUUAGUUAAAACGUUAGAUUUGUUUUGUGGUUCUCAUUAGCAUUGGCAUAUCCACCUUAUAAGACUGUUUCUGGUCUGUUGACUCAUAACCUGUUAAUUCCAUCUCUGGAAACGUUCCUCCAGAUUUCCCCCUGUUCUAGGACUACAUCAUAUUCUGCUGCUGAAAUUUUCCCCAAGAUCAGGCCUCAUUGAUAUCUGUCUAGCUCCUGGAGUAUUCCGUGAACUACCUCAGAUCAUUGGUCCUAAAUUCUAAUAGGCUACGGUUAGGUGAAAGUCAGAUAACAUUGCUUUAACUGCCUCAAAAAAAGGAAACCCGUCAUUCUGACCUGCCAAAGUGUGAUGGAAAUGUGGUUGGUAUUCACGGGAUUUGGAUGCAGGGGUCUUCUCUCCAGAGUCAGCACCUGGCAGCCAGUCAAAAGUGGUACACCACCCUAUCAAAUACACCUCUGAUUCUUGGGAGCAAAAGUGAGGGCUGUUGGGAAAAUCUGAAGGUCUAUGCAUUUAUCAAAUGCAUUUAUAUCCUCAUAUUCCUUCAGAGAUCUUGGAAGUGUAGGCUUUUGCUGUCCUCUCGCUGAAAGUGGUCAGGUGGGUUUGGACUGGUUUUUUUACUCAGGGCUACCCAGUAUGGUUCAUGACUCCGAAUUUGAACUUAGGGUAGCAUUCAGACAUCUGUAUAAGCUAAAACAUGCACUUCAGCUAACAUAUGCACAAUCUCCGUUUGCUGUCAGGCCUGUUUGUGCUUGUCACUUUUUGUGUGGAGGAUCCUGUGUUGUAUGAAUGCAGGCGUGUGGGUUAACUGGAGUAAAUGUCCUCCCCAGAAACCAGGAUUGGAUGCUGCUCGUAAAGAAUGGGGUGCAGAUCUGGUGGGAACACUAAAGUCUGACGGAAAUAUGAUUCUGCAGUUCUUCUACCACCUGGUAUUCACUACAUGCUCUGCUACCAUAAAGACCACAAACACAUCCUUUUGGGCUACUGUCACAUUCUGCAGUGGCGUUGUGGUUAAGAGCAGGUGCGUUCUAAUCUGGAGGAACUGGGUUUGAUUGGCCGCUCUGCCGCCUGAGCUGUGGAGGCUUAUCUGGGGAAUUCGGAUUAGCCUGUGCACUCCCACACA
This is a messenger RNA of Sphaerodactylus townsendi, 4207 nucleotides long. Its product is annotated as zinc finger protein 850-like. Bases 173 to 2755 code for a protein of 860 amino acids. NCBI's taxonomy places the organism in Eukaryota, Metazoa, Chordata, Lepidosauria, Squamata, Sphaerodactylidae. Gene Ontology annotation, cellular component: nucleus. Gene Ontology annotation, biological process: negative regulation of transcription by RNA polymerase II. The record is from RefSeq and is a predicted model, not a curated record. Gene Ontology annotation, molecular function: DNA-binding transcription activator activity, RNA polymerase II-specific; DNA-binding transcription repressor activity, RNA polymerase II-specific; RNA polymerase II cis-regulatory region sequence-specific DNA binding. The transcript has 4 exons.